UGUGGACCUGCGUCGUUUCCUGAAUCAGCAGAGCCUUGUCCCCAUAUUUGGAAGUGAAACUCUUGUUUCCUGUUUGUAACGCCACCUCAGACCAGAGAGCAGCUGAGCAGGAUCAGCAGAGUCUCUGGGCCUCCUGUCCUCCUGCUGAAGUGUCUGUGAGCCACACGCCGAACCUGUGCCAGGAAGAGAGAAACCCGAGAGCCAUUCAGCCAGCAUGGAGGGGAGGCGUGGUCUUCUCCUCAGCCUCAUCAUGGCAGCGUGUUUCUAUGGCAACACUGCUCAGAAGACAGUCUGCACACAAGAGGCUGUAGCUGACAUCGUCUUCAUGGUCGACGGCUCGUGGAGCAUCGGCACCUCGAACUUCGAGCAGAUCCGUCAGUUUCUUUACACGCUGGUCAACAGCUUCGACGUCGGGCCUGACCACGUCCGCAUCGGCCUGGUCCAGUACAGCACCAAUCCACGCACCGAGUUCCUGCUCAACACCUAUCAGAACAAAGUGGACAUACUCCAGUACAUCAGCAAAUUGCCUUACUUGGGGGGCGGCACCCAUACAGGGCAGGGUUUGGACUUCAUGCUGAAAGAGCACUUUGUGGCAGCAGCUGGAAGCCGGGCUGACCAGAACGUGCCGCAGAUCGCUGUGGUUAUCACCGACGGCAAAUCUCAAGACAACGUGGAGUCCCAUGCCCAGGAUCUGAAGAGAAAGGGAAUUAUUUUGUAUGCAAUUGGUAUCAAAGAUGCAGAUGAAGACCAGCUGAAGGAGAUAGCAAAUGAGCCGUACAGCCAGCACGUCUACAGCGUGUCAGAUUUCACGGCUCUGCAGGGAAUUUCUCAGAGCAUCGUCCAGACGCUGUGCACAACUGUAGAGGAAGCCAAACGACAACUCCUGCAAUUGUCUCAAGAAUGUGCCAAAGCCACUGUGGCCGACAUCGUCUUCCUUGUCGACGGCUCCUCCAGCAUCGGCAUCUCUAACUUUCAGGAGGCCCAGCGGUUUCUCCAAAGUGUCGUCACAGGCCUCGACAUCGGCCCUGACAAAGUUCGAGUUGGCUUGGCUCAGUACAGCGAUGAACCUUACCAGGAGUUCCUGCUGAAGGAUCACAUGGACAAGCAGUCCCUUCUGGCUGAGAUAAGCUCAUUUCCCUACCGAACAGGAGGCACUGAGACGGGCAAGGCCAUCGACUUCCUCAUAGACAAUUACUUCACAGAGGAGGCCGGGAGUCGAGCCAGCCAACGAGUGCCUCAGAUUGCUGUGAUCAUCACGGAUGGCGACUCUGCAGAUGAUGUGAACGCGCCUGCCCAGCGCCUGAGGCAGAAGGGAGUCAUUGUUUUUGCCAUUGCGGUGGGACAAGUCAACCUGCAGGAGCUAAAGGCCAUCGCCAGCCGGCCUUCAGAUCGCUUCCUCCUCACCACUGACAGCUACCAGGCCCUGGAGAGGCUGACGGAGGGUCUGCUGCAAACUGUUUGCAUCUCCAUGGAGGAUCAGAGGCAAGCGUUGACCGAAAGGUUUGCAGACAUUUUCUUCCUGGUGGACGGUGGCAUGGGUUCAGCAGAGUUCCAGCAGGUCAGGAGCAUCCUCGUCCGGCUCGUCAAUCAACUUAACUUUGGAGAAUCUGCCAAUCGUCUUGGCUUGGCUUAUUAUGGCCAAGAUACCAAGGUGGAAUUUCUUCUUAACGCUUUCCAAACCAAAGAGGAGACCCUACUUAACGUCAGGCGGCUCCGCCAGCGCCGGCUGCAGCCCAACGAGCAGCGUAACCUGGGCAGUGCAUUGCAGUACGCCAGCACUCACUUUUUCACCAGUGAGGCAGGAAGCCGGGCAAACCAAGGCUACCAACAGUACCUGGUUGUUCUAAGUGCAAAAGACUCAGAUGAUGACGUGUAUAAAGAGUCACGUCUGAUCAAAUCAGAGGGAAUAACUGUGGUGGGGAUUAGCUUCGGUGCAUCGAUGAGCGAAAUGCGUCUCAUAGCCACAGCGCCAUACGUAUACCAGUCUACCAGCAACAUUGUGCCUACACUGAAGACUAUUUUUGAAACAGCGGAAAAGGAAACCGGUCUUAGUGGAGAUUGCAAAGCAGCCAAACUGGCAGACAUCGUGUUCAUUGUUGAUGAGUCGGGAAGCAUUGGAGCCCAGAACUUUGAUCUGAUUCGCGCUUUCCUGCAGUCGAUUGUGAGCGGCUUGGAAGUCGGUCAGAGUAGAGUCAGAGUUGGCAUUGUGUUGUACAGCGACAUUCCCAAAGCACUGGUCUACCUUGACAACUUCAAUGACAAGAAAGAGAUGCUGAAUUUCAUCAAAAUCCUGCCUUACCGUGGAGGUGGUACAAACACUGGAGCUGCCAUAAAUUUCACCCGCGAGAGUGUUUUCAUCAAGGAGAGAGGCUGCAGGAAAGAUAAGGGCGUCCAGCAGGUGGCGGUGGUGAUCACAGAUGGUGAAUCCCAGGACGACGUGAGCAAAGCAGCAGCCGAUCUCCGUCGAGCUGGUGUCACUGUUUACUCUGUAGGAAUCAAAGAUGCCAAUCAGGUCCAGCUGGCAGCGAUGGCGUCUCAUCCCCCAAACAAACACAUGUUUAUUGUGGACACUUUUGACAAGCUGAAAACUCUGGAGCAGAGCCUGCAGAAAACUCUUUGCCAUAACAUCUUUCGCCAAGCCAUCUCCGUCAACACAAGAAGAACUGGAAUCAAAGAAGGCUGCGUACAGAAAGAUGAGGCAGAUAUCUUCUUCCUCAUUGAUCACUCAGGAAGUAUUUACCCCUCAGACUUCCAAGACAUGAAGAAGUUCAUCAUUGAGUUUCUAAACACCUUCCGUAUUGGGCCAGAGUAUGUCCGCAUUGGGGUUGCAAAAUACGCAGAUUCGCCAAACUUAGAAUUUGAUCUGACAACCUAUUCAGAUACCAAGUCACUGGAGAAAGCUGUGGAAGAAAUCAAACAAAUAGGAGGCGGGACAGAGACAGGAAGAGCACUGGCAUUCAUGGGCCCAUACUUUGAGAAAGCGAUGGCCAGUCGUGGGCACAAAGUCCCAGAGUACCUGGUGGUCAUCACUGAUGGAAAAUCCUCUGAUGAGGUCAAGGAUCCUGCAGAGAAACUGAGGGCUCAGGGUGUCAUCGUCUACGCCAUCGGAGUGAAAAAUGCAGAUGAAGAUGAGCUGCGAGAGAUUUCCGGCGACCCCAAGAGAACUUUCUUUGUCAAUAAUUUUGAUGCCCUAAAACCCAUCAAGGAUGACAUCAUCACAGACAUCUGUUCUACAGAUGCUUGCAAAGACAUACCGGGAGACCUCCUCUUUUUGAUUGACAGCUCUGGGAGCAUAUAUCCCCAAGACUAUGAGAAAAUGAAAGAAUUCAUGAAAGCUGUCAUUAGCAAGUCCCUCAUUGGGCAGAAUGAGGUGCAUGUUGGUGUCAUGCAGUUCAGCACUGAACAACAACUAGCGUUCCCACUCAAUCGCUACUACAGCAAAGAGGAAAUGUCCAGAGCCAUCGAUGAUAUGCAGCAGCUAGGUGGGGGCACGCACACGGGUGAAGCCAUCACCGAUGUGUCUCAGUAUUUUGAUACAAACAGAGGAGGGCGUCCUGGCCUGAGGCAGAGGCUGGUAGUGAUAACUGAUGGUGAGGCCCAAGACGAGGUCAAAGGCCCCGCUGUGGCUCUGAGAGCCAAAGGAGUGGUGAUCUAUGCCAUUGGAGUUGUGGAUGCCAACACCACCCAGCUGCUGGAAAUCAGCGGGUCCCCAGACAGGAUGUAUGCCGAGAGGGACUUUGACGCCUUGAAGGACUUGGAGAGCCAGGUGGCCUUGGAGCUCUGUGACCCCGAGAGAGAUUGUAAGAAGACAGAAAAAGCUGACAUCAUUUUCUUGGUGGACGGCUCCACGAGCAUAACCCUGCCCAAGUUUAGAAGCAUGCAGAAGUUUAUGGAGUCAAUGGUGAACCAAACCACAGUUGGAUCAGACCUGACUCGCUUCGGGGUCAUUCUCUACUCCACCAACCCCAGAUCUAUAUUUACUCUGAAACAGUAUAAGUCCAAACGAGAUGUUAUUCAAGCCAUAGCAGCCCUGAAGUCCCCGUAUGGAGACACCUACACUGGCAGGGCCCUGCAGUACUCGUUAUCGUUCUUUGAUGCGGAAAAUGGUGGCCGGGCAGCUCUCCAGGUGCCUCAGAUUCUUAUGGUGAUCACAGACGGCGAUGCUACCGACCGUAACAGUCUGGUUGCACCAUCCACGGCCCUGCGAAACAAAGGGAUCAGCGUCUUCAGUAUCGGAGUGGAAGGAGCGAACCGGACACAGUUAGAAAUCAUGGCUGGUGGUGACACAUCCAGAGUUUUCUAUGUGGACAAUUUUGAUGCCCUGGAAACUCUGUACAAGAAUAUAACUGAAGUCCUCUGCAAUUCCACCAAGCCAGUUUGUGAGAAACAGAAGGCUGACCUGGUCUUCCUAGUCGAUCAGUCUGGCAGCAUCGACACAGGCGAUUACGCCAUCAUGAAGAACUUCACAGUAGAUCUAGUGAACAGUUUUAAAGUCAGCAAAGAUUUAGUGCGUGUUGGCCUCGCCCAGUUCUGCAGCAGCUUUCAGGACGAGUUUUACCUCAACAAGUUCUACACCGAGCAAGAAGUGACCAAGCACAUCAUGGAUAUGCAACAGACCGGGGGAGGAACCAACAUUGGACUAGCCCUGGAAUCCAUCAAGGCUUAUUUUGAGGCAUCACAUGGCAGCCGUAGAUCUGCCGGGAUCUCCCAGAAUCUGGUAUUGAUCACAGAUGGUGAAUCGCAGGAUGACGUGGAAAACGCAGCGGACGACCUCAGGGCUCUGGGGAUAGAGGUGUUUGCCAUUGGCAUUGGAGACGUCCACGACCUGGAGCUCCUGCAGAUCACUGGCACCCCAGAGAGGCUUUUCACUGUGCAGAACUUCGGCAGCUUGGAGUUGAUCAAGCAAAAGGUGGUCGACACCAUCUGCAAAUCCAAACCCCCCAAAGACCCCACUAGCUGCAGCAUUGAUAUCGCCAUGGGAUUUGAUAUUUCUGGAAGAACGGGAGCUCCUGGUGGGACGCUGGUCAGUGGCCACACCAGGCUCCAGACCUUCCUGCCAGAAAUCGCCCAUUACAUUUCCUCAGUGCAAGGCCUGUGCUGCGUCGGCCCCACACCUAUCCAGACCAACAUCGCCUACCGGGUGGUGAGUCGUGAUGGCCGCACCCUGUAUGACUUCAGCUUUGAAGGCUACAGUGAGGAUGUGGUGAGGAAAGUCAUGACCUCGAAUUUGGCGGAGCCGACUUACUUCAACACCGCCCUGCUGAGAUCCUUCGGUCAGAAGCUCGGCGAGUCCAACGCAGGGGUGAAGGUGCUGGUGAUCUUCUCAGACGGACUCGAUGAAAACGUGAUGAAACUGGAGCAAGAAUCAGAGCUGCUGCGAAAGUCUGGCGUCAGCGCGUUGCUGGUUGUGGCCCUGGACGGAGCGCGAGAUCCUGCCCAGCUGCAGAUGGUGGAGUUUGGUCGAGGGUUCGGCUACAAACUUCCUCUGAGCAUCGGCAUGCAGAGUGUCGGCAGCGCCAUCCUCAAACAGAUUGACAUGGUGUCAGACAGGGAGUGCUGCAAUGUCAUGUGCAAAUGUUCGGGACACGAAGGCAUCCGUGGAUCUCGGGGCCCCCCGGGGUCAAAGGGCCUGUCUGGACAGAAGGGUUACCCCGGAUUCCCCGGAGAGGAGGGCGUUGCUGGUGAGCGGGGCGGUCCCGGACCCAGUGGACCUCGGGGUGUCGACGGAUGUCCUGGUCUCAGAGGAUCAAAGGGCAACAGAGGCCUGCGGGGAAACAGGGGUGAAGACGGAGAGGACGGACUGGACGGAGUCAACGGAGAACAGGGAGAAACAGGAAACGACGGCUCUCGAGGAGAGAAAGGGCACCCAGGAAACCCGGGUAUCCCAGGUAUCAGAGGGGAGGCGGGACUGAAAGGACAGCAAGGACUGAGAGGAGAUCCGGGCGAACCAGGUGCUGACAACACGGCCCCAGGACCCAAAGGAGACCCCGGCAACCCAGGUUUACCUGGCAUACCUGGGCAGGACGGGCGGCCAGGUGAGCGCGGAGUCAUCGGAAACCCGGGUCCAGAUGGAAGGAGAGGGCCGCUCGGUGGGAAGGGUAUCACUGGAGAAGCGGGAGAUCCAGGACUCCCGGGUACCGCAGGUGCUUCUGGUCCACAGGGUCCCAGAGGGGUCAGAGGUCAACCUGGGCCAAGAGGAAUCCCUGGGCUUCCUGGACCUCAGGGUGAACCAGGAAGAGUUGGAGACCCUGGAUUGGCCGGACGCCGUGGAGCAAACGGGCAGAAGGGUCAACCAGGAGAUCCAGGUGAUGCAGGUGUUCCAGGACCACCAGGACCCAGAGGAAUAUCGGGUCAGGAUGGAAGGGACGGUUAUGGACCUGUAGGACCUAAAGGUGUCAAGGGAGAUCCUGGUUUCCCUGGUUAUCCUGGUCUCCUGGGUGAGGACGGUCUGCAGGGACCCAAAGGAUUUCCAGGACGUAAAGGGAACCUCGGCCGACGGGGGAACUCAGGCAGGUCUGGAGAAUCAGGAGUAUCCGGAGAACCAGGACAUCCAGGACACAGAGGUCCCAGAGGGCCUGCUGGAGAGAAAGGCAUGACCGAGUGUCAGCUGGUCACCUACAUCAGAGACAACUGUGCUUGUUCCAUUGAUCGAUCAGCGUGCCCGGCCUACCCCACCGAGCUGGUGUUUGGUCUGGACAUGUCCGAGGACGUAACCCCGGCCGCCUUCGAGAGGCAGCGCACCGCCCUCCUGUCUCUGCUGGAGGACAUCACCAUUGCAGAGAGCAACUGUCCCACAGGAGCCCGCGUCGCUGUGGUGGGAUUCAGCGCCUACACCAAGUACCUGAUCCGCUUCCAGGACUACCGCCGCAAGAAACAGCUGAUCGAAUUGGUGAAGAACAUCGCCCUGGAGAGGACAUCCAACCGUCGCCAACUAGCAGCCGCCAUGCGCUUUGUGGGUCAGAACGUCCUCAAACGUGUCCGAGCAGGGGUGAUGAUGAGGAAGGUGGCGGUCUUCCUUUCUAACGGACCUUCACAAGACGUUAACGACAUCGUUACCGCCAUAAUGGAGUACCGGGCCCUCAAUAUCGUCCCAGCGGUCAUCUCUCUGAGGAAUGCUCCGGCUGUUGGCCGAGCCAUGGAGGUCGAUGACUCAGGAAACUCCAUCUUCACAGUGCUGGGCAGGGACAUGAACGCUGACCUGAGGAAGGUCAAAAACUGUGCCAUCUGCUACGACCCGUGCAAGCGUGCUGAAGAGUGCGCCUUCAUCCAGGAGCCAGGGCAGCCUCAGGACGUCAAUGUGGACCUGGUCAUGGUGGUGGACAGCUCCAGGGAGAUGCAGGCUGAUGAGUACGCUGGCGCCCAGCAGCUGCUGGGUUCUGUGGUGGAACAGCUGGCUGUGAGCUCGCAGCCCCGCCGAGCCGACAGCCAGGCCCGGGUGGCUGUGGUCCAGCAGAGCGGCACCCGGGCUCCCAAGGUGGAGUUCAGCCUGCAGACCUUUCAGAACCGCGACCUGAUGAAGACGCACUUGAUCCAGAACAUGCAGCAGCAGGGCGGCUCCUCGGCUCUGGGACAGACGCUGGAGUUCACCCUGAGGGAGGUGCUCCUGAAGGCCGGCCAGCCCCGCAGGAGGAGGGCACUGCUGGCCGUGGUGGGCACCCAGACGGCUUACCAGGACCGGGUCAAACUCACGUACAUCUCCCAGAAGGCCAAGUGUGAGGGGGUGGCCAUGUUUGUGGUGACAGUGGGUGAUCGGUACAGUCAGACGCAGGUGGAGGAGCUGGCCGGUCUGCCCGUACAGCAGCACCUGAUCCAUGUCAGCAGACUACAGGCCGAAGAGCAGGGCUACGCCCAGCGCUUCUUCAGAGUCUUCCUCUCUGCCCUCAACAAGGGAGUGAACACGUAUCCUCCUCCGUCAUUAAAACAGACCUGUGAUCAGCUGGCUGCUCAAGAGGGAGGACAGAUCUUCAUAAACGGUCAGGGGCAGGCGGAGCUGGAGGGGGAGACCGCCGAGGAGGUGGAGGAGACGUUUCAGGAGCAGACGGGAGGACGGACCCAGACCGGCCAGCUGGACUUCAUCAAGUCUCUGUCCAGAGGAGACAGCCAGAUAUUUGUCUCAGGACCUGAUCUCAACGCCCGGUGUCAGCUGGACGCUGAUUCUGGUGUCCAUUGUGAGGAAUAUGUCCAAGUAUGGUACUAUGACAAACACAUCGGUGCAUGCUCUCCCUUCUGGUAUGGCGGUUGCGGCGGUAACACCAACCGCUUUAACACGGAAAAUGAAUGUUUCCGGACAUGUGGCCUCAAUCACCCGGACAUCCUGCCCAGGCCGCAGCUGACCAGCUUCGUCUCCAAAGACGCCUGCUUCCUCAGCCAGGACCCCGGCAGCUGCCAGAAGUACGUCAUGGUGUGGUUCUUCGACACGGAACAGAACGAGUGCUCCCGCUUCUGGUACGGUGGCUGCGGCGGCAACGAAAACCGCUUCAACACGCAGGAGGAGUGCGAGAACCUCUGUCUGACGAAGAGUCGAUGAGGAGAACGUGGACGGACCGGCUGGAGGAAAAACACCCAACACAUAUCAGGAGAGCUUCCGGAAACACACAUGUUCAGGGAAAAAUACCGAGGCGCGUUUCUCACAGCCGAGCCUGCCCGGGGACUGUUUAACUAACUGCUAACCAGUGAUAACCAGUGAUAACCAGUGCUAACUAGUUUCUACCAAAACUCCUUCAGGGAAAGUUCAAACUGCCCCUCAGCUCCGCAGGUGGUUAAAGGCUUUUUGUGAUUUGCCUUCGGUGUUUUUCCUUGAACCUGCAUGUUUUAUUUUCCAGACGCUUCUCACAUCACUUUGCUUUUCCUCAGAUCAGCUGCAGCUGAAGGCUGACGACACUCAAAGUGAAGGACUGAAGGAACCAGGUCACAAACAGUGAACGCUAAAAUGAGUCUGUGUAUCCACAACACCUUACUUUCCAUAACUGAUCAUAGAUGAUUGAUUUUCCAUUUAACUGCUGAAAGAUAAACGACCGAACGAGUGAAGGCGUUGAA
Toxotes jaculatrix (banded archerfish) is the source of this 9036-nucleotide messenger RNA. Its product is annotated as collagen alpha-6(VI) chain-like. Gene Ontology annotation, molecular function: serine-type endopeptidase inhibitor activity. The record is from RefSeq and is a predicted model, not a curated record. Bases 215 to 8527 code for a protein of 2770 amino acids. The transcript has 43 exons. NCBI's taxonomy places the organism in Eukaryota, Metazoa, Chordata, Actinopteri, Toxotidae.